Nicrophorus vespilloides is the source of this 354-nucleotide messenger RNA. RefSeq lists its product as uncharacterized. The coding region runs from base 82 to 336 and encodes 84 amino acids. The record is from RefSeq and is a predicted model, not a curated record. NCBI's taxonomy places the organism in Eukaryota, Metazoa, Arthropoda, Insecta, Coleoptera, Silphidae. The transcript has a single exon.
AUGAACCAGUAGAAACUGAGGCACCAAUUAACACUGAAGAAGAAACCGCAGCACCCGAACAUAUUCCAGAGGAGGAAGAUCAUGAACCAGUUGAAACUGAGGCUCCUAUUACCAUUGAAGAGGGAACAUCAGCACCUGAACACAUUCCAGAAGGUGAACUUCACGAACCAGUGGAAACUGAGGCUCCUAUUACCACUGAAGAAGAAACCGCAGUACCCGAACAUAUUCCAGAGGAGGAAGAUCAUGAACGAGUUGAAACUGAGGCUCCAAUUACUACUGAAGAGGGAACAUCAGCACCUGAGCACAUUCCAGAAGGUGAACUUCAUGAACCAGUAGAAACAGAGGCACCAUUCA